AUGGGAAUCAAUAAGUUCGCCGAUAUGUUACCUGAAGAAACAAAAAAAGUGAACGGUUAUCGAUAUGAGAAAAAACAAUUAUUAUUUGGAAAAAAAAAUGUGAUGAUAAUGUCAGCUUAUCAUCGACUACCGGAAAAAGUUGAUUGGCGUACUAAAGGUGCUGUAACACCAGUGAAAGAUCAGGGUGCAUGUGGAAGUUGUUGGGCAUUCAGCUCUACAGGAGCACUGGAAGGACAACAUUAUCGACGAACAGGUCGUUUGGUUUCACUUUCUGAGCAAAAUUUAUUGGAUUGUAGCUAUAAUUACGGUAAUGCCGGAUGCAAUGGAGGGCUUAUGGAUUAUGCAUUUGAUUAUAUAAAAGAAAAUGGUGGAAUCGAUUCGGAAUCAUCAUAUCCAUAUGAAGCAAAAGAAGGUCCAUGUCGUUACUCAAAUCGAACUCGACUGUCAACUGAUAGCGGUAAAGUUGACUUGCCGGAAGGUGACGAAAUGCAGCUUCAAGAAGCAGUAGCAAAUAUUGGACCAAUAUCAGUUGCAAUUAAUGCGAGAUAUUUAAGCUUAUAUGACGAAGGUAUUUUCACACGUGCUAAUUGCUCAUCCGAAGAAUUAGAUCAUGGUGUUCUAGUGGUAGGUUACGGAACUGAAGAAGUACGAGGAAAAAAUCUCGAUUAUUGGAUUGUUAAAAAUAGCUGGGGUAAAGAUUGGGGUGAGAACGGUUAUUUCCGGUUAGCAAGAAAUAAAAAGAAUAUGUGCGGCAUAGCAAGUGCAGCAAGUUAUCCAAUUGUACCGAAAGAAAUAAUAAUGUCAUUAAUGGAUUAA
Messenger RNA from Brugia malayi, 816 nucleotides. RefSeq names its product cathepsin L precursor, putative (gene Bma-cpl-1.3). The record is from RefSeq and is a predicted model, not a curated record. Lineage: Eukaryota; Metazoa; Nematoda; Chromadorea; Rhabditida; Onchocercidae. The coding region runs from base 1 to 816 and encodes 271 amino acids. Gene Ontology annotation, molecular function: cysteine-type endopeptidase activity. The transcript has 6 exons. Gene Ontology annotation, cellular component: lysosome.